Molecule: messenger RNA, 958 nt
Organism: Elaeis guineensis (African oil palm)
Lineage: Eukaryota; Viridiplantae; Streptophyta; Magnoliopsida; Arecales; Arecaceae
Molecular function (GO): fatty acyl-CoA hydrolase activity
Source: RefSeq, a predicted model, not a curated record
UUUUGGGGGAACAAAAAAAAAAGAAAGACGUAUGUUGCGGUCCCCAUUUAGACCGCGCAGGCGAACAUUUCCCAAGCGGCGAAGAAACCCACUCUGCCGUGCCCGUGCGAUGGCGGAGGAGCAGCAGAAGCCUUCGUACGUCGCCAACACCGAGGGCUUCUUCCGCCACCUCGGUCUCUUCAAAGAAUCCCUCCCUGAAGCCUGCGAGAAGAAGGACUUCCACUCCGAUCUCAUCCGCAGCCUCCUCAAGGCCGACCGCAUCGAGCGCGGCCGCAUCACCUGCUCCCUCUCUGUCAACUCCGCCGUCACCAAUUUGUACAACACGCUGCACGGAGGGGCGGUGGCGGCGGUGGCGGAGGUGGUAGCGCUGGCAUGCGUGAGGACGGUCGCCGGCGAUAAGGAGUUGUUCCUCGGGGAGUUUAACACGUCUUAUCUCUCCGCUGCAAGAGUGGAUGAAGAAGUAGAAGUUGAUGGACGUAUACUGAGGCAGGGGAGAAGCGUGGCAGUAGCUUCUGUGGAGUUAAGGAUAAAGAAAACCAGAAAGCUGCUUUACACUUCUCGGGCCACUUUUUACGUAAUGCCUGUUGCAAGUCUAUGAAUUCACCUGUUAGCGAUAUACCUUUUUUGCUAUUGCCAAGGACAAAGCAACUGUAGCAGUAGUAGAAUAAAGACAGACUGAAAGUGAAAGAAAGAACUACAUCCGACUGUAUGGAACACCCAUAGCAUCAGCUAAAAGGAUGGUAUGCUAUGACUGUAUUGAACUAAAAGUCUACAUCCGACUUGUUAGUGGUAUUUAUGUUGAGUAUAAAUAUGCAGUUGUAAAUUUGCAAUGGUGCAGAUGCAUUAUUUUCUUGGAUACGAAUUCUGCUUUUGCUAUUUCGUACAACAUGAUUGUUUCUGAGCAUAUGAACUUAUGGAUAACAAAUGUCUUGAACUGCUUUCUUAUGCAACAUCAUAA